Molecule: messenger RNA, 780 nt
Organism: Penicillium macrosclerotiorum
Lineage: Eukaryota; Fungi; Ascomycota; Eurotiomycetes; Eurotiales; Aspergillaceae
Exons: 1
Coding region: 1-780 (259 amino acids)
Source: RefSeq, a predicted model, not a curated record
AUGGUGCUUAUGCGCAGCUUCCGGGGCCAUGUUAUAGGGCCGGAGGGGGGGGAGAGGAGGGGGGCCUGGGACCUGGUUCGUGCACACUUCGAGACUGCCAUCGAUGGGGCUGUCGAGGCUCGUGGCUGGGUUCCAUACUGCGCCCGAGGAGAUGUACGUAGGAUCAGCGAGGACAGAAGGAAAGGGUUUCGUGGUGCCGUUUUAGCUCAGAGCCUUCCCCGGGUCAUCUCCAUGUCUCCACAAUGGACUGAGCAGCAGGGGGGAGGGAGUCCACGGGCAGGCCAAGAUCUUCGUUUCGGCAAACCUGCUGUGCUGGUACACGAGGUCAGGUGGAUCGCCUGUUUAGCUUCCGGGAUGGAGUCUGGAGAGCCCGUGGUGCGCGAGGAUGCGAGGAUGCGAGGCCGGGCGGAUGGGGAGUGGAUGGAGGGACGAGGGAGACGUGGGGCGGGUCGGAUGGAGUUUAGCGGGCGGGUCGGGCUGUCGAGAGGCACCCGCACGAAGCGCCAGGCACGCACUGGGUUCUCUCGCACGUUAGUCUCAUGCACCAGCCUUUCUGGGUCGCUGGGUCGCUGGGUCGUCUGGCCGUUCGGUCGUCUGGUCGGGUUUCCCCCUCGCGCUGUUCCCCCGGUGGCUCCAGGCACGUCAAAACCACACGGUGCGGCCGGUAAAAUAACGAGCCUUUCGGCACCAGCCGAUGGUUCCUCCCCACCCUCCCCCCAACGGAUGCGGGAAGAACCUUCAUUCGGCCCCGCUGCUGCUCCUUGCGGGCUCUGGGGUUGA